This is a messenger RNA of Fusarium vanettenii 77-13-4, 2067 nucleotides long. RefSeq lists its product as uncharacterized. Bases 1 to 2067 code for a protein of 688 amino acids. Gene Ontology annotation, molecular function: oligopeptide transmembrane transporter activity. The record is from RefSeq and is a predicted model, not a curated record. Gene Ontology annotation, cellular component: fungal-type vacuole membrane. The transcript is spliced from 3 exons. Lineage: Eukaryota; Fungi; Ascomycota; Sordariomycetes; Hypocreales; Nectriaceae.
AUGCCUUUCCCGCCUCAUCCAGACUUGCCCAUCGAGACAAACCCUUUAACUCUUCGUGCUGUCCUCAUCGGAUGGUCCCUGGGCGCCCUAGUCAAUGCGAGCAACGUCUACCUCGGUCUCAAGCUUGGUAUUGCCAACGAUGCCAACAUGUUUGCGGCGUUCCUUGCCUACCCAAUCUCUCAAGCUCUAAUCAGGGCAUCCGUCCCCUUUCUCAGUGGUAGCUUUGGUCCCCAGGAGCACUCCAUCAUCCAGACCAUCGCCAUGGCGACUGGUGGUCUCAGCACACUCUUCAUCACCUCCGUCCCAGCCAUGUUCCAGUCCAACUUUUUCCCCGACGAGGUGUCUCACAGCUACGGAAAACUAGCCGCCUUGACCGCUUCAGCUGGUCUCUUUGGCUCCGUCAUGGCGGUUCCUAUGUACAAGCUCUUCAUUCUGGAUCUUGCUAGAGACCUUCAGCUCAAGUUUCCAUCCGCACUUGCGAUUGCGACGACGAUCCGCACAUUCCACCUCAGUGGCAACAAUGCCGGGAACAACGGAGUUAAAGCUCUUCUGAUCACUUUUGUGGUGUGCUUCUGCUACAUUGUAGGGUCGUCCUAUGCUCCCGGGAUCCUGAUUCACUGGUUCAUUACUUGGUGGUUCUAUGUCUGGGGCGCCAAGGGGGCCAUCUUUGCUUCCAACUGGGGCUGGGUUCAGAUCUACUGGAGCCCCGCUAUGAUGGGCUAUGGAAUCAUUAUCGGACUCAACCUGGCUUUGUCUUGGAUGCUCGGUUAUGUCGUUCUAUGGGGAGUCAUCGGUCCUAUCUUGGAGGCCAAGGGGAUUGCCUCUGGCAUCGCCUUCGACCCUGAAGAGCCUGAUCUCAUGACAUACCUGUCUUUGAAUCUUCAAGACCCCAUCAACAACCCAUCGCCUCGGUAUUGGAUGUUGUGGCCUUCAGUGUUUGUCAUGCUCUGCGCAAGCGUCACUGACAUCGCGUGCCAAUGGAGAAGCUGGGUCCGUCUUGCAACGCUCAUCUGGGUUUAUGCUGCCAAAGGAGGGAACCGCGUCGUGCUUCUGCUCCGGGGCAGAGAGAGUGAAUCUCUGGGACGCCAAGCUGGGAAGCACGUCGGAUCUCCAGCCCUCCCUGAUCCCUCUACCCCGCAGCAAAAGACAAAGUGGUGGGAGUUCUGGCCGUCUCUGACCGCCGGUGCGCUUCUUGCCUGUCUCAUCAUGACUUUACAUUACGACCUGAAUGGCGGGAUUGCAGUUCUCGUUCUUCUUCUGGCCGUCAUUCUCGGCAUGUUUGUGGUGCAGGUCGCUGGGCAAUCAUCAAUCGCUCCCGCUGGGCCUGCUGCUUAUAUCUCCCAACUUGUCAUUGGCAGUAUUCUGCGUAGCAACACAGAUAACACGUCAUCUGCUACUUUCGGAUGUCUCGUGGCUGGCGCCAUCGUCAGCCAAGCUGCUAUGCAAGCUGGUGAGCUGACAACGGACUUCAAGGUGGGAUACUUCACCGGCACGCCUCCCCGAUACCAGUUUUACGGCCAACUUUUGGGCAUCAUACCUGCCAUCUUUCUCUCGCCUGCUCUGUACAUCGUCUUCGCCAAGGCGUAUCCGUGUAUCAAUGAUCUGGCUCAAGCAGCAACCUGUGGCCUGGCCGCUCCAGCCGCACAGGGGUAUCGAGUCAUCGCUCUGGCAAUCACCAGCCCUCAAAUAUUGAUUCCCCGGAGCUCCUGGAUCUUUACAAUCUGUGCUUGUGUGUUUACCAUUGGUGUCCACGUCAUUCGGCACUGGGCUACCAAAACUGGCAGAACUACGCUCAGCGCCUGGAUCCCGAACAUGCUGAUGGUAGGCAUUGCUGGAAUUCUCCCAAUCACUGGAUAUGGCGUCGCUAUCGCUAUCGGUGGUACCAUUGGUUUCGUGUGGCAGAAGCGGAACCCGGCCAGCUUUGGGCGUAUUGGAUUCGCUGUGGCUGCGGGCAUGAUCGGGGGAGAGUCUCUAGCAGGGUUGCUGACAGCUGUCUUGAAUAUCGCUGAAGUGGGAGGGACUGCGUUUUACGGGACUACUUUGGGAUGCCCUGGGGGGAGCUGCUAG